Aspergillus heteromorphus CBS 117.55 is the source of this 3537-nucleotide messenger RNA. RefSeq lists its product as uncharacterized. The record is from RefSeq and is a predicted model, not a curated record. Lineage: Eukaryota; Fungi; Ascomycota; Eurotiomycetes; Eurotiales; Aspergillaceae. Bases 1 to 3537 code for a protein of 1178 amino acids. The transcript is spliced from 3 exons.
AUGUCUAAUAUACAAGAUUCAGAUUUUGCAGGCUAUUCUCCCAGACUUGGUUCAAUAACACCCACAAUAGCAACAUCUGCAUUGUCACAGUCUGAGAUAUUAGCUAGAAUGGACAAUAAUAACAUCCGCGAGGGACUCGGCAGUUUGAAUCGUUGGUCACAGUCAACGGUAUCUAGCAGCAGUUCGCCAGAAAAUCAUCAUCACUUCGCUGGAUCCAUGUCUAGGUCACAUUCUCCUUCUGCUAAUUAUAGCGCCCCCAACAAUAAGAAUAUUGAUAACCCUCCGGAGAGUUACGUGACUCGUGAAACGGGAUCACAUUAUUACUGUCAAGCUACGAAAAUGUCGAAUAAUAGUGACCAGUCGCCCCCCUCCCUGUCUUUGGCCACAUCUAGCCAUGAAGAUAACUCUGCACCCGACCUAUCUGACCUAUCUGGGGUGCUGUCAACAUUUUCAGUCGGCAUUCUCACAGCAACCCCGGUGCAACCCGGCGCGGCAUCUCCUGAUUCUACCAAAAUGUCUCCUAGCCUAUUUCAGAAUCCUUGGAUGAAGGGCCGCAUUUCGGGUUCCAGUUUAGAGCUUCAGACUGGAGCUCUGCCAGCUUGCUCAGGUUUAGAGACACACAGCCCGCGGGCACAGAAAUCUGAAGCUGCAAACGAGGAGAGUCCAAUCUUAGUUUCCGGGAAGGGUCGAGGCCAGGAGAGAAGACGGGGUCAGUCCCAAAAAGUAAUGCUUUCAAAAGCGUUGCAGAAAGCGAACACGGCAGUGCUCCUUGAUAACGCGGCAAAUUUUGAAGGCGCUAUGGAGGCUUACAAUGAUGCGUGUCAACUGCUUCAAUUGGUAAUGCUUCGGAGCGAUGGCGGUGAAGAUGAGAAACUAAAGCUCCAGGAGAUACGCGAUACCUAUAUGGUUCGAGUCAACGAGCUUCAACGUAUGGACUUUUCCUUUCACGACUUGGAUAGUAAAGCUCUCCCCGAACGCCCGCUCAGCCAGGAGUCUUAUGGUGAGUCGUAUCAUCCGAUAUACGAUGGGGAAAAUGAGACAUCAUCUGCGGAUGAAUUUGCCUGUUUCAAGCGCAAGUCUGGCGCUCGACCAAUCGAUCAGCCACAACGUCAAUCACUACUUCCAUCGCUCUUAGGUGACUAUAGACAGGAUGCAGCAGACUUAUCGGAAUUCAACAUUCACUCUCGGUCCCAAUCUGUCUCCCGAGACGGGUGCAUGGGCACUCCUGUGGGGCCAGAACUUCGAGCCUUGGAAGGGGACCCAUCUUAUGAUGCCGGCGGCCACUGCGAUUUAUGCUUAUCGAGUAAUCAUGCUAGGGAUGCCAACGAAUCGACCUCUUGGCUAGACACUAUUGAUGAAUCUGGUGCUUCUUCCUCAGCCUCUACGUACUCAGAAACGUUGUCUAUUCAUCUACGGCAUGGAAAAAGCCGUCGUCCAACCGUUGGUACCGAGGCCGAGUUUGAUGCCGCCCUUGAUGCUGCCGUGGAGGCUGCAUAUGAUGAAGGCCUAGAACCAGCAAUCGACUCGGACAAUAAUCACGAUAGCAAUGACGUUAUAGCCAACGCUCGAAGAAAUGUCGAAAUGGCGAAGCAGAAAGUAAGGGAAGCCGAACGGGAAGCAGAGUUGGCCCUAGCACGUGGACGCGAAAUACGACAUCUGCAAGACCAGACAUUACUGGACAGCGCAAGUGGGCUAGACUCAGAUUAUCUAGAUGAAGAGGCGGAAGAGGAGGAGCGAUUGUUGGAAGAAAUGACCAAAGGCUAUAUCAUGGAUGACUUUGAAUUCGGUAUACAGUCCAAGUCCGCCCUUCCUCGUCAGUCAAGCUUGAACAGCUUCUCGGGCAGGAUGUGGGAGAGCCCAAGUGCCUCCAACGCUAUGAAAGCCAGUGCAAAUCUAUCCACUCUGGCGGAAGAUGGCAUCAUUUCUCUAGCCGAUGAAAGGGUUAUUGAUUAUGGCAUAUCACAAUCUCAAAAACGUGACACUUCACCGCCUCCGAUGAAAUCUACGCAUGACCCAGUUUCAGUGUCAGGGGUACGAGCAAGAAGAAUGUCAGCUCAGCACACUGAAUUAAAGAUUGAAACAAACACCCAUGUCAACAGUCACAUCAAUACUCCUAUGCACGGGGACCCUUUAAGCCUCCAACCUCCACCAGUUCCCAAAGAUGAUCUAGCGCCAAGCUCUUCUACCACUCACUUGAGUAGAUCAUUGGGUCCUCCUUCAGCGUUACGAUCAAUUAUUCACACCAGGAAACAAAAUGCCUCGAUCGGGUCUUUUACGGAAGACACUCUGACGAAUUUCAAUUUAGAAAAGGUCCUUUUACAAAAUGAUAGCGGCGAGGGGCUACCAAAAGAUUCAUCUCCAACGCGCCAUAUCGGUAAAGUGCCUUCAGCACCGGACAAUUUGGGCAAGCUCAAUGCAGGUCCGGUGCCCUCGUGGAUGAGAAAUGUGCCAGUUUCGGGACCCGAACUGGCUUCUGAGUCUCCGAAUACCCCAUCAGGCAAUACAUUUCCCCCCGGGUUGGACACACAUAAAGGGCCGAUAACUGCCUCAGUACCUAUAUUGCCCACACCAACUGGAAAUAGUAUAUCUGCAAAUGGUUUACCAAGUGGAGGACUUAAGUUAUUUGAUAGCCACAUUCAUUCGCCAACUCGUCCGGGAUCUCCCAACUUGAUGGCAGCUGACCCCCCUGUUCCGUUGGAGCCAUGCCCCGAGUCAUUCCUUCUGCGUCCUUUUUGGCUAAUGCGAUGUAUCCGCCAGACAAUCACGCAUCCCCGUGGAGGUUAUUUGUCGACAAAGCUUUUUAUUCCACGGGAGGUAUGGCGCGUUAAAAAUGUGAAGAUUAAGGCAGUUGAAGAGAAGGUGUCAAAUUGCGACUUACUAACAGCAGCAUUACUCAAAUUGGCGAAGGUCGACGCCUACGAUGCUGACGCCAUUUUGGAAGAAAUGCAAUCCCUGGAGAGUGUCCUUGAUCAGGUGCAGAUGUCACUGUCAAAGAAGAUAGGGAGUGAAGUCGGUGUGCAGGGCGCCGUGCCACUAUUUAAAUCAACUCAAGCUUCUGAUGAUGCAGCAGCCAUGGAUAUCCUGCCUUCGAAAUCUUCCAAUGGGCCAAGCAAAUCAUACCUGACAUCCUGGCGCAAGUUGCGUUCAAAAAAUUCGGGUCUUGGCGCUGCCACUUCACUGCCCAUGUCGAAGGAACCCAGUAAAGACAAUUUAACCAUAAACACCAUCCCGAUGACAUCCUUGCCUAUUUCACAUCCUGUAAGGCACAGUUCGUUGCCAUUGCAAUACAACAGUCCCAAUAACUACAUGGGAGCCCUAGCCCGGCUUUGCGAUGCGGCUCAAGUAUUGGAUCAAAUAGCUCAACAGGUUGAAGACCCGGGUCUCAAGCAUUCCUCCCCUACGCUUGUGGGCCUGGAAUUGAGCACACGUCACGCCGCGGAGUUCUUUGGAUUCUAUGUAUGUCGGUUUGCUCUAAACGAUAUUGGCAUGAUGCUUGAUAAGUUCAUCAAAAGGGGCAGUGAGUGGGUACUUGUCUAA